AGCGAUAGGAGGCAUUGUCGUUCUCGCCCUCAUAAUAGGCGGAUGGUACUUCUGGCGGCGGAAGAAGCGGAGGGUGCAACCACCCACGACCACCCUUACCGACGAUGAAUUGGCGAGGCGAGAAGGCGGCGGCGACAAAAUGGUACUCGAUACGGACAAUAAUGUGACCAGAACGGGAGCGGACCAGACGGAAUACCAAGAAAUGUCGGGGAACGGCCUCACGCAGGAAUUGAAUCGGUCGCACUCGUACAAAUACGCGAUUGGAGGAGCGCACGAGCUCAGGGCUGAGGAUCGGCCGGGCGAGUUGCCAUAUAAUGGGAUGGAGGAACAUGGGCGAAUAAGUGAGAACAGAGAGGUUGGAGUGGACAAUGAAGGCGAUGGUCGAAAUGUAGAAACGCUGCCAGUACCAGGAGCGAUCAAUUCGACGUCACAGGUCUCACCUCAUGUCGAAGCGCAGAGGAAGAGAGAAGUGGAGUGGUUGGAGAUGGAAGAGACAAGGAUGAGACAGAGGAGAGAAGCACUUCUGCAACAGGGUGGUGCACAGACGCAAUGAUGGAGAUACAUGAGGAAAGAUGGAGAGUUUGGUAAACAAUUGUGUUGCCGAUAUGAUGAUGGAAAGAAAUGAAUGACAAGAUGAGGUCU
Molecule: messenger RNA, 642 nt
Organism: Alternaria rosae
Lineage: Eukaryota; Fungi; Ascomycota; Dothideomycetes; Pleosporales; Pleosporaceae
Exons: 1
Coding region: 140-553 (137 amino acids)
Source: RefSeq, a predicted model, not a curated record